Molecule: messenger RNA, 2818 nt
Organism: Cucumis sativus (cucumber)
Lineage: Eukaryota; Viridiplantae; Streptophyta; Magnoliopsida; Cucurbitales; Cucurbitaceae
Product: probable starch synthase 4, chloroplastic/amyloplastic
Exons: 20
Coding region: 424-2514 (696 amino acids)
Source: RefSeq, a predicted model, not a curated record
CUAUAAAAUAAUAUUUGCUAUAAGAUAGUGUAUUUAUUCAUGUAAGUGUAACAAAAGGUGAAGUAAUUUGCAAUGUUCUUAUGCAAAGAUAAACGAUAUUAAAAAAUAAAAAGACAAAACAAAUAGUUAAUUUGUGAGAUAAAAGAAAAAGAAAUUCACGCUCCCAACUUCCAACUUCCAUCAUCUUCUCCUUGGUUCUUAAUUGCUCAUAUUUUCAGGAACAGGCAUACGUGAUCGUUUCCUUGCAACGGAGGAUCAUUGGAUUCGAAGCUCACAUGCUGCUACACCUGAACUUCUGCCAUCUGCUAUCCGGACCUUCUUCUCUGUUGGUGUCCAUUUUGCGCUUUCAUUGUUAAUCAGCUCAAUCGCCAUCUUCAUUCACCAAAGCCACACCCAGUGCGCGAGCUUUUGAGCCCCAGUAAAAUGGUUGUUUCUACACUAACGACGACUACUUUCUCUUCAUGUUUCCCCUUCUCAAAAUAUAUCCCUGCCCACUCGAAAUCUUCUGGAGCUCACCCUCGAACACUCUGUUGCUCAAGUGGAGAUGAAGAUCUUAAUGGCUUAAUUAAUGUGUCAUCACUAUCGGAGUCGGAAAGACGUGAGGGUGCACAGAUCGUGGAGUCAUCUGAUGGUAAACGUUGCAUUCAGUCAUCAAAUGGUGAAUUGCCGGCAAAAAACAGUGAAAUUUGGCAACUGUUCAACGAAGCUCAGCAGAAUAUCUUGUACUUGGAUAAACAACGUGCUCUUGCUAUAGAGGAGCUGAACAAGGCAAUCAGUGAGAAAAACUUACUGCUUGAAAAGAUCAAGGAACUAGAGUUAGAAAAGCAGGCUAUGGAUGGAAAAGAUCAGGCUUCAAUAUGCUGGCAGUUGCUACUUCGGAUUGAUUCUAUGGUUCUCACUGGCAUGAUUAGCUCUGAAGAGGCGUCUAAAAUGAGACGGCUAGUAAUGGAUCACAAAGUUAGCAUCGUCGAUGCUUUCACAGAUAUCCUGCAGAAGAAAGACGCUGAGGUUCUAGCAGAGCUACGUCAGUUUUCUUACAGAAGCAAGAAGAGUGGUUUUCACAUUGUUCACAUUUGUACUGAAAUGGCUCCAAUAGCAUCUUUUGGAGCGGUGGCAUCAUUUGUAACAGGGUUAUCUCAAGCUCUACAAAGAAAAGGCCACUUGGUGGAGGUUAUAUUACCAAAGUAUGGAAGCAUGAACCUAAAUGAGGUUCAAGGGUUGCGAGAGAUUGAGGUGGAGUACUAUUCGUAUUUUAAUGGUCAACUACAUGGAAACAAGAUAUGGACUGGGGUUGUUCGUGGCAUAGGGGUUACUUUCAUUCAACCUUUGUAUUACUCAUCAUUUUUCAACCGUGAGAAGGCACAUGGAUACUCUGAUGACUUUGAACGAUUUAUGUACUUCUCUCGAGCAUCAUUGGACUAUAUUGUGAAAUCUGGCAAGAAGCCUGAUGUGUUACACAUACAUAAUUGGCAAACUGCUUUAAUAGGACCACUUUUCUGGGACAUUUUUGUUCAACAGGGACUUGAAGGUUCUAGAAUCUUAUUCACGUGUCAUGACAUUUAUGCACAGUCUCUUGUACAACCGGAGAAAAUAGCACUAUGUGGACUUGAUCCUGCAAGGCUUCAUCGCCCUGACCGUCUGCAAGACAGUUCCAAUACGCACCUUGCAAACACAAUGAAGGGUGGAAUCGUUUACUCCAAUAAAGUUGUAAUAAUGUCAUCCACACAUUCGAAAGGCCGUAUAAUUCAUAGUUUGAGUCAUGGUUUGGAAACUACCUUAAACAUGCACAAGGAAAAAUUGCUUGUUGCUCCUUAUGGGUUUGACAGCUCGGCUUGGGAUCCUCAAAAAGAUAAAAUUCUUCCAGAAAAUUAUAGUGCAGAUGAUAUGAAAGGAAAAGCUGUAUGCAAAAUCGCAUUGCAGAAAAAACUGGGGUUAGCUGAGAAUUCUUCUUUUAUUACAGUUGGAUGUUUUUUGUCAGAUUUGUCAGAUGUUGACACAGAGAACCUGAGAGAAAUUGUUCAGAAUGCUACCAAAAUGGGUGUCCAGUUCAUUUUCAUGACGACUGGGGAAGUGACAAGUAGACACAAGGAACUAGAAUCUCUUCAAGUAAAAAUUGAGGAUGAAAACGUGAGGUUCAUAAACAGAUACGAUGAGACAUUGUCACAUCUCAUUUUUGGAGGCUCCGACAUUAUUCUCUGUUAUUCUCUUCACGAUCCUAUUCUGCAAGUUCCAAUGAAGGCUAUGAGAUAUGGAGCUGCACCGAUUGCAAUCACCACCAAUAACAAUAAUGGAUUAAGGCACUUUCCAGAUCAUGACUACGAGACCACUAAGUUAGCCAUGUUCAUUAACUCUACCUUCGGAUACUUGUCCUUCAGUCAAGCCCUAGAUGAAAUUAAUAACAAUCCAUCGGAGUGGAAUCACAAAGUACUUGAUGCAAUGACGAAGGACUUCUCUUGGGAUGCAGAGUGUUGUGAUAUACAUAUCUCUGCUUACACAGCUAUAAACAGCUUGUGAAUAAAGUACAAAGUAGAACGUAAGAGCGUACAUAUGACGAAAUUUGCAUCCAUCUUUGCAGAUUUCCAGUCUAUAAUGUCCAGAUUUUAGGUUUGUAAAUGAAGAGGUACAUUGGUUUAUUUUCGAUUAUAAGUUGGAUGUGAAUAAUAAGAAUGGGGACGUGCUAAAGGUUAAGGUGCAGCUAUCUAAAGUAGUCCAAGUUGUCUAAUAAGUGUAGUCAUGCAUGUCUAAAUCUGAAACUAAAAGCUUUUCGAUGACUGGAGUUUUCUCAACAAGGAUAAAUAAUUUUUUACUAUGUUUUUAA